UUGUCCUUUCUACAUACGCCUCCAUCGAGUCCCUCAGAGAUGAUGAAGAACCCCUCAAAAUCCGGAUCAGUCAGUCCCGAAUACAUCCCAAUCAAAAGAGAAAACUGGGCAGUAUCCUCACCCGAAUCAGAGAUAGAGCUGAAGAGAAAGAGACGGCUAGAGAGCGCUGAGGAACAAGAUAGACCUAACCUGAAGCUACUGAAGUUAGACACUGCUGCCAUUGAUGCCGCUAACUACAAAGAGUGCUCAAAAAUGUUCGAUAAUCCUGAGGAUGUAGUUCAAGCUUUGUCACUCCUGAAGACCCGGAAGAACGUUGAUUUAAAAGAGUACAGUCGCGAAGGAACGUUCAUUCCUAACGUUUUACUAGCUCUGUCCCAGACCCCCAUCUUGUCUCCGGAACACAGUGACAAACCUCCCACAGUCCGACCUGCUCCAUACCCUUCAGCAAGACCUGUCCCUCAUCCUACUGCUCGAACUGCCCCACAACAUUCCAGCAAACCUACCAAACCCAAAUCAGAAGCGUCCAGGCCUUACGUCUGCGAAUACUGUGGUAAACAGUUCACGAACAUUGGUAACCUAGCCACGCACGCGCGGACCCACACCAAAGAGAAGCCCUACAAGUGUGACAAGUGUGACCUGAUGUUCGCGCACACCAGCAACCUGCAACGUCACCAGUUGGUUCACACCGGGCAGAGGAAUAACAAGUGUCCGCACUGCUCCAAGUGUUUUAGUCGCAGUGACUACCUCAAAGUGCACGAACGUACUCACACAGGAGAAAAACCGUAUGCCUGUUCGGUAGCAGGAUGCAGCAAACGUUUCUUGGACUCCAGCUCAUUGAAGAAACACGAGCGAACUCACACCGGAGAUAGACCUUUCGCUUGUCAUAUCUGCUACAAGACGUACACAGAGAGUAGCAAACUGAAGAUCCACCUACAGAGUCAUUCCGCUCCCAAACAAUGCACCAAGAAACCAGUGGUUCAGAAGAAACAAGAGCCAUCUUUCAGAGGAGUUCCCACAGUGACUCUCCCUAACCCCUUCUACUCACCCGCUCUACCUCCAUCUCUCUCCUACCCAUCCUACCACAGGCUCCUUCCCUACAGCAUGGCCCCUACUCUUGCCAGGCCAACCCCUACUCGACCUCGAGCUUUCUACCCUCAUCCAUAUUCACGCACCGUCUUAUCAGCACCAACCCGGAAUUCAAGUUCCCCACUCGUUCCUCAAGUUUCGAACUCUAGUCCCCGAAACUCUGCUUUUAUGCCGGUGUAAACUAUAUUGGUUUUUUCAAUAGACCAUUGCUGUUUGUGUUACUGUUUAUGAUGUAAUGUUUGAUUUAAAAAGUGCAGGACGCUUUUUGGUAUAUUUGAAUGGAAGUUGUUACUUUUUUCGAAUUCGAUGAGGGACAUUGAAUGUCAUAUGGGAGUAGAUAUCUACUAGAUACACAAUUUCUUUUAUUUAUCUAUUUUAUAUUUUCUUAAUUUUUCUUAUAUUUAUAUAUUUUUUAAAUUUUUCUUGAAAACAGACUACAUACUUUCUUGUAAAGUAUUUUAAUACGUAUUAUUUGAAUAUUACUACGUAUGGGUUUUUAGUGGAUACGGUGAUUGAGGUUAUUUCUAUCGAUGUUUUAAUCUUCAACUACUUCUAUUUAUCUUGUUAUUCAAUUAUUUUUAUCUAUUUCAAUGGUAUAAAUCAGGACAACUGUGACAUCAGAUUUUAACUCCCAGAAAUUUUUUACUGACAAUCCCCCAUGAUUUUGUACACCCACACCUGCAGACUCGACCAUUAAGAUUAAUUAUUUCGUUGGAGCACUUUCUAUUGCUUUGAACCACGGGCAUACUUUUUAGUUCUAUUGAUAAAGAUAGUUUUGUUUGGAUAAAGUUAUUCAAUAUUGGUGUUUUGAUGAUAAAGUUUUGUUUGUGAUAUUAAAGUAGCAAGUAUAAAAAUUUCAAUGUAUUGGAAAUAAUUUGUUACUCUUACAAUAAUUAUAACUUAUUUUUAUUG
This is a messenger RNA of Bolinopsis microptera, 1998 nucleotides long. RefSeq names its product zinc finger protein 777-like. The coding region runs from base 40 to 1266 and encodes 408 amino acids. Gene Ontology annotation, molecular function: RNA polymerase II cis-regulatory region sequence-specific DNA binding; DNA-binding transcription factor activity, RNA polymerase II-specific. The record is from RefSeq and is a predicted model, not a curated record. Gene Ontology annotation, biological process: regulation of transcription by RNA polymerase II. The transcript has 6 exons. Lineage: Eukaryota; Metazoa; Ctenophora; Tentaculata; Lobata; Bolinopsidae.